This is a messenger RNA of Cokeromyces recurvatus, 1065 nucleotides long. RefSeq lists its product as uncharacterized. NCBI's taxonomy places the organism in Eukaryota, Fungi, Mucoromycota, Mucoromycetes, Mucorales, Mucoraceae. The transcript is spliced from 2 exons. Bases 490 to 792 code for a protein of 100 amino acids. The record is from RefSeq and is a predicted model, not a curated record.
UUUUCUCCAGAUUGCCUUUAAAUUUUAAACUCCCAGUUUUUUAUUUCUCCUUUUUUUUAUUAUUAUUAUUAUUGUUAUUUUAUUAAAUAUUAUCCUUCUUCUUUUAUUUUAUGUUGUAUAGUUUUGUAAAUAUAUAAAUCAGGUUCUUUUUUUUUAUUCGUUUUGUCACUUCAAACAAGCACCAGAGUACUGUCCGAUUUGGAUAGACGUAAACGUAGAAAGCUUUCUAAUACAACAACAACAACAGAAAUGACACACUCACGACCCUUAUCACCACCUUCACCACCCGAUAUAAAAUACCAUUUAAUGAUGAUACAAAGAAAAGAGAGAUUACAAUACCCAUUUCUCCUGUCAACGAUAAUACUAUCUUUCAUGCAGAAGAUAUAAUACAUGAUCCCAGUUAUUGUAUGUUUAAAAUUCAAUUAGAUACAAAAGGGACUACAGGUAAGAAGAAGAAAAAAAAAGAAAAAUAAAUAAAUAAAUAAAAGAAUGCCAAAAAAAAAAAAAUUCAAAAAAAAGAAAUCAUUAGCUGCAUUAUGUUAUUUACCAACUAAAAGUAAAAAUAUAAUUGAAUUUUAUCAUAUUGAAAUACCAAUUGCAUAUCGACAUCAAGGUUUGGGUGAUUUACUAUUAAGUCGAGCCUUCCAAUGGGUAAAAAUGUUAAAAUUGCUGGUGAUACCAACAUGUCCAUUUGUUCGUAAAUACUUGGAAACUCAUUUUCCAGAUAAAAAGAGUGAAUAUUGGUCAUGCAUUGUAUUAAAUGAAUACAAUAAAUACAAUGGAAAUUCAUGAAUAUGAUAAAUACCUUUUUAGUAAUAAAUAAAGCGAAACAAAAAAGAAACAGAAAGAAAAAGAAAAAAAAAGUAGGCUUAGUCAAUUGUUGUAUAUACACAUACAUACACACAUACACGCGCACACACACAUACACACACACAUACAUACAAACAUACAUACUGACUCACAUAUGUACACAUAUAUACAUACAUACACACACACACACACAUACACAAAAAUAAAAGAUAUCCCCAUGACCUUUUACACUUUAUUUAUUUGCGCAAACUAAUA